This is a messenger RNA of Elgaria multicarinata webbii, 1902 nucleotides long. Its product is annotated as T-complex protein 1 subunit zeta. The transcript has 14 exons. Lineage: Eukaryota; Metazoa; Chordata; Lepidosauria; Squamata; Anguidae. Gene Ontology annotation, biological process: protein folding. The record is from RefSeq and is a predicted model, not a curated record. The coding region runs from base 27 to 1619 and encodes 530 amino acids. Gene Ontology annotation, cellular component: chaperonin-containing T-complex. Gene Ontology annotation, molecular function: ATP binding; ATP-dependent protein folding chaperone; ATP hydrolysis activity.
CAGUCCGUUCCUUUCCUCCGGCCGAGAUGGCGGUGAAGGCGCUCAACCCCAAGGCCGAGGUGGCGCGGGCCCAGGCGGCCCUGGCCGUCAACAUCAGCGCGGCGCGAGGCCUGCAGGACGUGCUCAGGACCAAUCUCGGCCCCAAAGGAACCAUGAAGAUGCUUGUGUCCGGCGCUGGGGAUAUCAAGCUUACUAAAGAUGGCAACGUCUUGCUUCACGAAAUGCAAAUCCAGCACCCAACAGCGUCCUUGAUAGCCAAAGUGGCAACGGCACAGGAUGACAUCACAGGUGACGGGACCACUUCCAAUGUACUCAUCAUCGGUGAGCUACUCAAGCAGGCGGAUCUGUACAUUUCAGAGGGUUUGCACCCUCGAAUCGUUACAGAAGGGUUUGAAGCUGCGAAGGAGAAAGCCCUUCAGGUCCUGGAGCAAGUCAAAGUAACCAAGGAAAUGGACAGAGAGACGCUCCUGGACGUUGCCAGAACCUCUCUCCGCACUAAAGUCCACGCUGAGCUGGCUGAUAUUUUGACAGAGGCAGUGGUUGACUCCAUUCUAGCCAUCAGGAAACCCGGAGAACCAAUAGAUCUCUACAUGGUGGAAAUAAUGGAGAUGAAGCACAAAUCCGAAACUGACACAACGCUGAUCAGAGGGCUGGUUUUGGAUCAUGGCGCUCGUCACCCUGACAUGAAGAAGAGGGUUGAAGAUGCUUACAUCCUUACCUGCAAUGUAUCGCUAGAGUAUGAAAAAACAGAGGUGAACUCCGGGUUCUUUUACAAGAGCGCAGAAGAAAGAGAGAAACUAGUCAAAGCCGAAAGGAAGUUCAUUGAAGAACGAGUAAAUAAAAUUGUUGACUUGAAAAAGUCGGUUGUUGGGGAUUCAAAUAAAGGUUUCAUUGUGGUCAAUCAAAAGGGGAUUGAUCCUUUCUCCCUGGAUGCGCUUGCAAAAGAGGGGAUAGUCGCUUUGCGCAGAGCAAAACGGAGGAACAUGGAGAGGUUGACCCUUGCUUGUGGAGGCAUCGCGAUGAAUUCUGUGGAAGACCUGUCCGCUGACUGCCUGGGGCACGCAGGCCUCGUCUAUGAGUACACACUGGGCGAAGAGAAGUUCACUUUCAUCGAGAAGUGCAGCAACCCGCGUUCUGUGACCCUGCUCAUCAAGGGACCGAAUAAGCACACGCUGACGCAAAUCAAGGACGCGCUCAGAGACGGCCUCCGUGCCGUCAAAAACGCCAUUGAGGAUGGCUGUGUGGUCCCGGGGGCCGGAGCCCUAGAAGUGGCCAUAGCUGAUGCCCUGGUGAAGCAUAAGCCCAGCAUAAAAGGAAGGGCCCAGCUGGGCGUGCAGGCUUUCGCCGAUGCUCUGUUGAUCAUUCCUAAGGUCCUUGCUCAGAACUCUGGCUUUGAUUGUCAAGAAACGCUCGUGAAAGUUCAGGCUGAAUACGCGGAGUCUGGACAGCUCGUUGGCGUUGACCUAAACUCCGGUGAACCGAUGGCAGCAGCUGCAGCUGGAGUUUGGGAUAACUACAGUGUUAAAAAACAACUGCUUCAUUCAAGCACUGUCAUCGCUAGCAACAUUCUCCUAGUUGAUGAAAUCAUGCGUGCUGGAAUGUCGUCUCUCAAAGGCUGAGCUGAAAAGCAGUCCUGAGUGGGGGAGCAUCUCGACCUGCAGCCUCUGAAAUCCAGCCCAAGGCACCCCCCUUCCCUCCCUCCCCCCCCCCCACUUCCCCCAGCGUCUCGCUGCAAUUUCAGAAUGACAGGAGGAGUCACCGUUGCGCCUUCAGGAAUUUGGCCUCUCGCAGAUGGAAAUCUUUAGUUUCUACUGAAUCGGUUACUAUUUAUUUUUUACACGCACUGAAUUAAUACAUCUUGAGGCUGCUGUCUUUCUACCCAAUAAACAGUUCUGCUCUCUG